Rotaria sordida is the source of this 678-nucleotide messenger RNA. The record is from the annotation of a GenBank genome assembly. Lineage: Eukaryota; Metazoa; Rotifera; Eurotatoria; Philodinida; Philodinidae.
AUGAGUGGUGCAUUAUUGACUGAAGUACUUAAAAUACAGGAUAUUGAUUCAGUUUUUAUAUUUUUACAAACAAGUGAUAUUUUUGAAAUAUUCCAACAUGAUUCUACAAUAUUACGAGAUUUGAAAUCAAAAAUAGGUUUCGAUUCAAGUGAUUGUGCAUUUCAAGUCAAACUUGGUUUAAAAUUGCAAUACGAAUAUUUAUCAAAAUUAUUGAAAUCAAAAUCAGAUCAGAAAUAUACAAAAUCAUCGUCUCUUACAUCUGAAAAGAUUGAUAUACUACUUCAAAAACAUCCAAUUCUUCUUUCACUUCCCAAUUUCUAUGAGAAUGAAAGUAUAACAAAUGAUCAACAUGAACUUUUAUCCCUAUUUAUAAAUACUAUAACGAAAAAUUUAUCUUUAUCUAAUACGAGUCGAUGUAGAUAUGAUGACAAGUUGAAAAGUUUUGCUGUUUGCUUGUAUAUACUUGGAGGAAAGACAACUUAUGAGUUUUUCCGGUUAAAUUUGUCAGGAUCAUUGCCAAAUCUUACAACAAUUCAUAGUUUAAUACAGAAUAAUGAUGAUAAUUUAACAGAAGAUAAAUUUCGAUUCAAUAAAAUGGCAAAGUAUCUCAAUAGUUUCGGUGUUCAAUAUGCAUAUUGUGCAGAAGAUUGUAAGUUUUUCAUGAAUAAUAUCGAUUAG